GUGCUCAAAACACUCUAUUUCCCACUGUCAUUCUACAAACACGUAUAUUAAUUGAUUCGGCUUUCUUAUCGUAUCAAACAUUUAGUACUUUCCGGUGUUGUCGACGCUGCUAAAGGAUAAAUCAAAAUUUCAAACAAUAUUAUGGAUUUAGAUGCGAUUGAUGUGGUAGAAAUUGAGAGUAAAAAUUCUGGUGAUGAAAAAAAUGUUGAUUCCAAGUCAAUAUUAAACGAUCAAAGUGAUAAAGAUCUUGAAGACAAUGAAGAGGAAAGAAACGAGGAAAUUAAAACAGCUGAGGUGAAUCAUGAACAAUUAGAAGAAGGAUUUUGUGAUUGGAUAGUAAAAAGUCUGAGCUGUGUGAGCUGUAUAACCUGUGCCAACUGCCCUGACCGCUUUGGAAAACACUGUUGUUCAUUAUGCAAGUGGGACUUAGAUAUCAAUUUAAAUGCAACAAAUCAUAACACCAAUCCAUCGCAACCAGUGGCAAAUAAGCGCGAUGAAUCGCUUUCGCAAGAUAAAGAAACGAUUAAAAAUUUGGAAAACAAAAUUGAAAAGAUGAAAAAGAUGCAACAAGUUAAACAUAAUGAAUGUAUACGAUUGAAAACUAAAAUUGGAGAACUGUCGGAGGUAAUAACGAAGUUGGAAGGGCAGCUUUCGACAGUAAAGACCGAUAAUGCUCGCCUGCAAACAGAUUUGCUUGAGUGUCAGAAACAAAAUGUAGAUCAUAAGACAGAAGUUAACCGACUUGAAUUGGAACUCACAAAAGCUGCUUCAGAGUUGAUUAGGCAAUCAAUGAAGACACAGGAUCUGGAGGAAACUUUGGAAAGCUGUAGAACAGAACUUAAUCAAAUUUCAAAACAACGCAAGGAUCUAAGUAGAGCUUUCGAUGAGACGGAUGAUCAGCAACGUUUAAAAAUGAAAAAGCUGCACGAAACCUUGCAGAAAUCGGAUUAUGAGAAAGCUGAACUGGAUUGCCAAAUCAGACUGCUUCAUGGUGAAUUGCAAGCUGCAAUAGCACGGGAACAUCAGGCUUUACGUGACAAUGCGCUACUGCAACAGAAGCUGACAGCGCUUGAAAAUCAAUCAAAAUAAAACCCAUAUAGUUUGGAGUUCCCACUGCAAAGGCAAAUUUCUUUUAAAAUUCAAUAUUAUAUAUAUUGUAUCUAAGUCCUUAAACAAAAGUGUUUGCUCAACACAUAGAAUAACGAUUGUAAGAAAAGCCGUAUCGUAUAUGGAACGAGUUGCAGCUAAAAUCGCUAUAUAGACCGUUCUUGACCGCAUUGUUGGCUAAAUUGAUCAUAUUCCAGGACGAUGAUAUAGAGCCGGUAGUCUGUUUAUGUAUUAAAAUUAUUGAAAAUUGUAGAAUGUUAGGAGAUUGUUUUCAUUAUAGAAGACGAAGCAUUUGUUUUGCAACCAUCACGAAUCUCUAGUGUGAGUUAUCUAGAACGUUUAGGAAACUUGUUCAUCGUUUGUUUUAGGGAAACAGAAUAACAACUAAUGCAAAUUUCCAUGUUGAUGUUACUGUAUUCGUGCUUGUGUUCGUGCUAUAUUAUGCCCUAUAAAUUUACUCUUGCUCAGAACGAAAAGGUCAAAAAUGAUCACGGCGAAAUUUAUAUUGUUCAUUAGCUACAAAAUAUAACAUGAUAUUUUUCAUUAUUCUUUCAUCGGGUGAACUAUGUUAUAUUUAUAACCUUAUUUGUAUAUUGCUAUUGUAAUGCAUUGCUAGUUCCAAUUACAUUCAAAGUAUGUAAUGAAUGAUAACAAUAAAUGUUGAGUAAUUACUAUCAUUCUUCUCAUCACAUGUUGUUUUCAUAGGCCAAAAUUUAAUGUAAAAUACAAAUAAUAAAAUAAAAUAUUGAAAUGUCAAAUUAAAAGCUCCA
Molecule: messenger RNA, 1877 nt
Organism: Anopheles coluzzii
Lineage: Eukaryota; Metazoa; Arthropoda; Insecta; Diptera; Culicidae
Exons: 10
Coding region: 142-1089 (315 amino acids)
Source: RefSeq, a predicted model, not a curated record